This is a messenger RNA of Gigantopelta aegis, 1308 nucleotides long. RefSeq names its product 52 kDa repressor of the inhibitor of the protein kinase-like. The coding region runs from base 1 to 1308 and encodes 435 amino acids. Lineage: Eukaryota; Metazoa; Mollusca; Gastropoda; Neomphalida; Peltospiridae. The record is from RefSeq and is a predicted model, not a curated record. The transcript has a single exon.
AUGUUUCCGCCCCGCAAUAAAAGUGUUGGUGUCUUAGUAAAUAAAGCAUUUACAAACCUCAGAAAAGCCAAGGGCUCAAAAGAUGGUAUUCUAGAUAACCAUAUGCGCCUUGACUACCACAAAGAUGCCCCGAUUGCUGCAGAAAUAGCCAAACAGAAUUCGAGUAAACCCUCACAACAGGUGGAUUGUAUCUUAGACCGGAAAAGAAAACAACUGUUUAAAGAUAACUUGCAUAUUUUGAAAUGCAUUGUUGAUGCAGUUGUUUUUUGUGGAAAACAGAAUAUUGCGCUUAGAGGACAUCGAGAUGACAGUAGUAGUACAGCUUCUAAUCGUGGCAAUUUCUUAGCAACUCUUGAUCUCAUGGCGAAAAGUGAUAAAAUUCUGCACACUCAUCUAGAAAGAGGAAAACAAACAUCGAAAUACACCAGCAAAACUAUACAAAAUGAAAUUGUAGUCCUUAUCGGAGAUUUUAUUCGACACCACCUAACAUUAGGCAUUAAAGCUGGAUCACCUAGUCCAUUCUUUUCCAUAAUGGCAGAUGAGGUUACUGACACAUUUGGCAAUCAGGAAAUCCUAUCUCUUUGUUUGAGAUUUUUGCAAACAAAUGACGUAAAUAAUGUUGAAAUUAUCGAAGCAUUCUUCAAUUACUCGUUUUUGAAACGCACCACAGGUAAAGCAAUAUCUGAAAGCAUCCUUGAUAUUUUGCGGGCAAACGAUCUAAACAUUGAUAACUUACGUGGGCAAGCUUAUGAUGGUGCAUCAGCCAUGUCUAGUGAGGUCAAUGGUGUAAAUGGGAGAAUUCGAAAUGUUGCUCCGAAAGCUCUAUACACACAUUGUAACAGUCACGUUCUAAACCUUUCGAUCGCAGCUUCGUGCAAGAUGACGCUUGUUAGAAACAUGAUAGGUUCAUUAAAUGAAAUAUACUUAUUAUUUCACAAUUCUCCGAAACGACAACGUUUUUUUGAACAGGUACUUGCUAAACUAAAAUGUGAAAGUACCAAAAAGAAACUUCUUGGUUUAUGUAAAACCAGAUGGGUGGAACGCCACAGUUGCUACGACACAUUCCAUGAGCUGUACUCAGAACUGACGACAUGCCUGGAUGCUAUUGUUAAUCCUGCACUAUAUCCUGACAUAUAUGGUGAAGAAAAUUGGUUGUGGGAUGCCAACACGAGAACCACAGCUCAGGGAUUGUUAACAACCAUCAAGUCAUUCCCAUUUAUAAUGGCAUUCUUGACCAUCAAAAGUUGUCUUCUGUCUGUCAUGCCUAUAGCGAAGCUUCUGCAGUGCAGUGAUCUAGAUUGCUAUUAA